Vidua chalybeata is the source of this 3176-nucleotide messenger RNA. RefSeq names its product valyl-tRNA synthetase 2, mitochondrial (gene VARS2). The record is from RefSeq and is a predicted model, not a curated record. Lineage: Eukaryota; Metazoa; Chordata; Aves; Passeriformes; Viduidae. Bases 1 to 3129 code for a protein of 1042 amino acids. The transcript is spliced from 27 exons. Gene Ontology annotation, biological process: valyl-tRNA aminoacylation. Gene Ontology annotation, cellular component: cytosol. Gene Ontology annotation, molecular function: ATP binding; aminoacyl-tRNA deacylase activity; valine-tRNA ligase activity.
AUGGCGGCGCCCUCCCUCAGCCGCGCCGCCCUCGGCGCCCCCCGGGUUUUGGGGGGUCCCGGGGGUCCCCGGGCCCGGCCCCGGGCCUGCAGCAGCGGGGGGACCCCGGCGGGGACCCCCGGGACCCCGGCCUGGGACGGCGCCGAGCUCGCGCGGCUGCGCGGCCGCGAGCAGCGGGAGAGGCGGCAGCGGCUGAGGAGGGAGCGCGGCCGGGACGGGGCGGCGGGGAAGGAGCCGCAGGCCCUCCCCAAGGGCUGGAGCCCCAAGGACGAGGUGGAAUAUCGGCACCCGCUGGGGCCCGGCGGCAAAAAGGCCACGGCCGUGCCGCUGCCCCCCCGCUACAGCCCCCGCUACGUCGAGGCCGCCUGGUACCAGUGGUGGGAGAGGGGAGGGGUCUUCAGCCCCACCCCCCCCGAGCAGGCCCCGGGGGGGGCCCCGGUGCUGAGCCUGGUGCUGCCCCCCCCCAACGUCACCGGGUCCCUGCACCUGGGCCACGCCCUGACCGUGACCCUGCAGGACGUGCUGGUCCGAUGGCGGAGGAUGCAGGGCUGGAGCGUCCUGUGGGUGCCGGGCACCGACCACGCUGGCAUUGCCACCCAGGCCAUCGUGGAGCGCUGGCUCUGGCAGCAGCGGGGGCUGCGCCGGCAGGACCUGGGCCGGGCCGAGUUCCUGCGCGAGGUUUGGCGCUGGAAGGAGCGGCACGGUGACGAGAUCCUGCAGCAGCUGCGGGCGCUCGGGGCCUCGCUGGACUGGAGCCGCUGCGCCUUCACCAUGGACCCCGCCUUCUCGCGGGCGGUGACCGAGGCCUUCGUGCGCCUCUCCGGGGCGGGGCUGAUCCGGCGGGACGAGCGCGUCGUCACCUGGAGCUGCGCCCUGCGCUCGGCGCUGGCCGACGUCGAGGUGGAGCCCCGUGUCCUGACGGGCCCCACGGCGCUGAGUGUCCCCAACUGUCCCCACCCCGUCACCUUCGGCGUCCUCGUCACCUUCGCCUACCCCGUGGAGGGGGACGACGGGCUGGAGGUGCCCGUGGCCACCACUCGCCCUGAGACGCUCUUCGGGGACGUGGCCGUGGCCGUGCACCCGCAGGACCCGCGCUACCUGCACCUGCAGGGCCGCCAGGUGCGGCACCCGUUCAGCGGGGCCCUGCUGCCCGUGGUGAGCGACCCCAGCGUGCAGCCCCAGCUGGGCACCGGUGCGGUGAAGGUGACCCCCGGGCACAGCCCCCAGGACCUGGCGCUGGCCCGGGCCCACGGGCUGCCGCUGCUCUCGGUCAUCGGCGACGACGGCACCUUGUGUCCCCCGGGCGGGGGGUGGCUGCAGGGCGUGCCCCGUUUCGAGGCCCGUGCCCGCGUGGUGGCCGCGCUGGCCCAGCGGGGGCUGCUCCGGGGGGUGCAGGACCACGCCAUGACGCUGCCGCUCUGCAGCCGCUCCGGGGACGUCGUCGAGUUCCUGCUGAAGCGGCAGUGGUUCCUCAGCUGCGGGGACAUGGCCCGGGGGGCGCUGCAGGCGGUGACGUCGGGGAGGCUCCGCCUGGUGCCCAAAUUCCACGAGAAAAACUGGAAAACCUGGAUGGAGAAUGCGGGGGACUGGUGCCUCUCCCGCCAGCUCUGGUGGGGCCACCAGGUGCCGGCAUACCAGGUGAGGGGCGGUGCCCAAGGUGGCCACCAAGACCCCCGGGGUGGCCACCGGGGGGGUCCCCAGGAGGGGCCCUGGUUCGUGGGGCGCAGCGAGGCCGAGGCGCGGGCGGCGGCCGCGGGGGCCCUGGGCUGCCCCCCCGAGGAGCUGCACCUGCAGCAAGACCCCGAUGUUUUGGACACCUGGUUCUCCUCCGCCCUCUUCCCCUUCGCCGCCCUGGGCUGGCCCGAGCAGAGCCCUGACCUGAGCCGUUUCUACCCCACGUCGCUGCUGGUGACGGGCAGUGACCUCCUGUUCUUCUGGGUGGCCCGGAUGGCCAUGCUGGGCCAGCAGCUGACGGGACAGCUGCCCUUCGAGCAGGUGCUGCUGCACUCGCUGGUCCGGGACCCCCAGGGUCGCAAAAUGAGCAAAUCCCUGGGGAACGUCAUCGACCCCCGCGACGUCAUCGGGGGAGCCACGCUCCAGGAGCUGCAGGAGAAGCUCCGGACCCGAACCCUGGACCCGCAGGAGCUGCGGGCGGCCCAGGAGGGGCAGAGGCGGCAGUUCCCGCAGGGGAUCCCCGAGUGCGGCGCCGACGCCCUGAGGCUGGCCCUGAGCACCCACAACGCCCACGGCCCCGAAAUCCGCCUGGGCGUGGCCUCGGUGCUGACCCAGCGCCGCUUCUGCAACAAAGUCUGGAACGCGGUGGGCUUCGUGCUGAGGGCCCUGGAGGGGGAGAGGGACCCCCCAAAGCCCCCCGAGGAGGUGGUCCCGGUGGCCCCUCUGGACCGCUGGCUGCUGGCCCGCCUGGCCGCGGCGGUGGCCGAGUGUGGCCGCAGGCUGGGGGCCCUGGAGGUGCAGGGGGCCGUGGCCGCCGUGCAGAGCUUCUGGCUGCGCUGCCUCUGCGACGUCUACCUGGAGGUGGCCAAGGCCUCGCUGCGCUCGCCGGAGCUGCGGGCCGGCGCCGUGGCCACGCUGGCGGCCGCGGCCGAGCUGGGGCUGCGCCUCCUGGCCCCCUUCGCCCCCUUCGUGGCCGAGGAGCUCUGGCAGCGCCUGCCCCGCGCCCCCCCCGCGCCCCCCACCCUCUGCAGGGCCCCCUUCCCCGACCCCCUGCGACUGGCUCACUGGCGCAGCCCCGAGCUGGAGGCGCAGGUGGCCGCCAUGCUGGAGCUGGUCCGGGCCGUGCGGGGGCUGCGCGAGACCCUCCGGCUCGGGGGGGCCGCUCGCCCCCCAGUGCUGGUGCAGUGCCCGGAGCCGGCUCGUGAUUGGCUGGAGCCGCUCGGCCCCGCCUUCCGGACGCUCUCAGGGGCGGGGCCCGUGCAGUUCCUCCCCCCGGGGGCGGAGCCGGGGCCGGGCUGGGCGGGGGCUCCCGCGGCUUCCGGAACCUUCGUGCACCUGCGGAUCCAGAGCCCGUCUGGAGCAGAGCCUGGAGGGGCUGGAGACCCCCGGGACCCCCCCCGGGACCCCCCCCGGGACCCCCAGCUCCGGGGAGGGGCGGGGUUUAUGAAUAAAUAAAUUAAUGCUAAUUUAUGAAUUAAAUAAAGUGAGUUAAAUGAAAUUAA